AGGUGACAUGUGACAGAGGAGCUGCACACUUGGAGACACUUGGAGACACUUGGAGACACUUGGAGACACUUGGAGACACUUGGAGACACUUGGAGACACUUGGAGACACUUGGAGACAACCCUACAGAGUACAUUAAGUGUGACUGGUUGUUAAAAACAGUAGACAGUUAACAAAGUAAAGAUGUCGGCCGGGGUUCUACCCUUCCUCAGGGCUAUAGACUUCACUAAGAAUAACUUCAAGGAUGAUUUUCCAGCGGCAGUGGCGAACAUGACGUCCCUAACUUGGCUUCGAGCCAACAAAACUCACCUGUCUGAUGUACCUGACAGUCUGUGUAAACUUAAUAAGUUGGAGGAUCUUAUUCUGAGCAGGAAUGAGAUUAAGGAACUGCCACAAGAGAUCACUGAGAUGGCAGGACUUCGGUCCCUGAACCUUCGACACAACAAGCUCCAAAAGGAAGGAAUCCCAUACUCUCUGUUUGACCUGGAAGAAUUGACCACACUGGAUUUCUCCCAUAAUAAUCUAGACAGUUGCCCUGAGAAUCUACACAGAGCUAAGGCUCUACUGGUGCUCAACGUCGCUCACAAUAGAAUAAAAGAAGUUCCCCCGAGCCUGUUUACUCAACUCAAGUACAUGCAGCACUUAGACCUUUCUAACAAUCUCAUUGAGUACAUUCCUCCACAAAUCAGAAGAUUACAACAGUUAAAAUCUCUGAAUAUUUCAUACAACCCUCUUCAACACGAUCAGUUCAGGUCUCUCUCCGGAUUAACUCAACUGGAAUCUCUUAACAUAGCUCAUACCCAGAGAGGGAUCAACAAUAUACCAUCGGAGUUUGAUAAGCUUGCAAGUUUGACCGAGAUAGAUCUAUCCUACAACAAACUGACCCGCGUACCCGAACCAGUAUAUCGGCUGGAGAAUCUGAAACGAGCCAACUUUAGUCACAACGAAAUCAGUGAAAUGUCCUCGCUUACUGAAUGUUGGACUGAACUAAUAACUCUCAACUUAACUGAAAACAAGCUGAAAGACAUUCCAGCAUGUAUCUGUAAACUGACGAAGUUAAAAAGGCUAUAUCUUAAUGGUAAUCAGAUCACGUUUGAAGGAGUACCCUCCCUGAUUGGAAAACUUCAAAACCUGGAAGUGUUCAUGGCAGCUCGCAACCUCCUGACUUGCAUUCCUGACAGUUUAUGUAAAUGUAAUAGUCUCAAGCAGAUGAACCUGAGUGGGAAUCAGUUGGUGGCUCUUCCAGCCAGCAUCUGGGAACUUAAACAACUCAAGAACCUGAAUACAGACGAUAACCCAAGUCUGGUCAUGCCGGAUAAACCUCCGCCGGAAGUCAAGGGAAGUGGAGCUGAGUUUUAUAAUGUGGACUUUUCUCUCUACAACCAACGAAAAGUUGCCGGACUUAAACCUUCAGCCGAGACAAUGCCUCAGAAAGAUAAAGAGGCAGAAAGGAAGAAACUCCGUGCUAGACUGAGAAUAAAACAAGCUCAACUUAAAGGAGAGGAAGAGGGUAGCAGUAAAGACAGCAGUAAAUUCCUCAAGGGUAUGUCUGAGUAUAAGGAGGACUCGGGAAGCGUGUCAACCUACCUUUCUUCACGAGCCAGACUUAACAAGAAUGAGAAUGAGGACGAGGAGAGAAAGCUGAUAAAACACAAGAAGUGGACGGAUGCUCUGACGAAACCAGCGCUGGAUUACUCGGAACUGUUCCCUGAAGUUGUAAACGGUUCAGUUGGACAGGAGGAAGGUCUGUAUAUGUGGAGGAUAGAUAACUUCCUGCCUUUGCUGCUAGAUGAUGCUGUCGGGCGAUUCUACGAGACUGACUGCUACAUUAUCCUUCAUGCGAAUCAGAGGGACAAUCUGCCCGGUCUACAGUACAACAUCCACUUUUGGAUUGGAGCCAAAUGCGAGAUAGACAAGAAAGCCUGCGCUGCAAUCCACGCUGUGCACUUGCGAAACAUGCUCGGUUGUGAUAAUAGGACGACAAGAGAAGAGCAAGGUGACGAAUCAGACGAGUUUAUACUAUAUUUUGACGGUGAUAUAGAGGUGUUAGAAGGUGGUAGUGAAAGUGGUUUCUUCCAAGUAGAGGAGACUAUUUACGUUAAGAGAUUAUACAAGUGUCACGGUCAGAACAACGUGCUUCUCGAGCCAGUAGAGAUACACGUAGACUCCAUAGAUCACAGACACUCCUACCUGCUGGAUGAUGGUAUGGAUAUUGUAGUGUGGUUUGGGAAACUCAGCAAACUCACCCAGCAGAAGAAAGCAACCCUCUUUGCGGAGAAGAUCAACAAAUUAGAGAGGAAGAACAAGGCUAAGAUAACUGUUAUUACAAAGUACGAAUCAGAGAAGCAGCAGCUUUUCUUCAGCAUGCUGGAGGGAGACGCUUCAGUUAUAUCUGAACCUGCUGGCGAGAAAGUUGAGGACUACGAUGACGCUUACUCUGUUCCUACUCCUAAACUUUACGAGGUUCACCUAGGAGUUGGUUACCUAGAACUACCUCAACUGGAGUUUUCAGUGAACCGCCCAAUGACGCAGCAGAUGUUAAGGACACAGAGGGUUUAUCUUCUUGACUCCUUCACUGACGUAUUUGUGUGGGUCGGAGCUCAUAGUGAUAGGUUGUUACGCGCUGCUGCCGCUAAACUCAGCAUAGAGAUACUGAAGAUGAUCAAGCGACCUGCUACUGCUAUUGUCAACACUUGCUUCGAAGGUGUAGAAAGUGCUAUGUUCAGGUCGUUCUUCCACAAGUGGGACGAUAUCGUAGCAGUCGACUUCACACGUGCGGCCGACAAAGUCAUUGCAGCUGCCAACACAGUUGAAACUUUGAAAGUGGCGGACGGAAAGGGUGAAAUGAAAGUUGAUCUAACGGCGUUGUUCAUCAAGAGAGAACCACCCAUGUCACAGACUGACUGUACCGACUACAGGGAGCAGUGGAAAGAGAACCUCGAAACUAUGAGUUGUUUCGUGAUGGAGGGUAAGAACUACACCCGCCUCCCCGCCGGAGAACAAGGCCACUUUUACACGGAGAACUGCUACAUAUUCCUCUGUACUUACUGGAUGUUCAUAUCCGACUUCAACGAUGAUCUGUUAGAACAGUACGUGAUUCUCCAGAAGAAAACGUCGUCCGGUAAAAAGAAGACUACUGAGGAAGGAGAGAAUGGAGGAGAAGAAGGAGGGUCCGAGGAAGAGGAGGAGGAAGAGGAAGAGGCGCUGGUGUGCCGGGUGUACUUCUGGCAGGGCCGGGACGCCAGUAAAGUGUGCUGGCCCCAGUAUUCCCUCAGUUCGUUCCGUUCAAAGAUCCGAGAAAAGAUAGGAAUAAAGAUGCCAGUUGAAGACGAACGUUGUUAUCAACAGCAGGAGAAUAUGAAGUUUCUAUCUUACUUCAACGGUCAAUUCAUGAUUCACAAAGGAAAAAGACCAGCAAACAACGACCCAGAGUCUCCCCAUCCUCGACCUCGACUGUACCAGGUCCGACAGAACGGUAAUAUCCUGGCUCAACGGUGUGUGGAGAUUGGGUGUUCUUCUCUCCUGCUCAACUCAGGUUUCUGUUACAUGCUGAAAGUUCCAGCUGAAAAGGAUGGUGAAAUGUGCUUUAUCCUCUACGUGUGGAUAGGUAGUAGGAGCUCGGAGGAACUCAUGAACGCUUCUAUUGAGAUAGGCAAAGAGGCAUUCGAUGAUGUGGACACAGUUUCAGUUCUGUAUGAAGGUACAAACGAGCCCGAUAUAUUCUGGUCGGCACUAGGAGGAAGAAGGCAGUACGACACUAAUGCUGACUGGAUGGCUCUUAUCAGACUCUUCAGGUGCUCCAAUGAGAGAGGAUACUUUGCAGUGUCGGAGAAAUGUUCUGAUUUCUGUCAAGAUGAUUUGUCGGACGAAGAUGUGAUGAUUCUAGACAGCGGAACUGACGUGUUUGUUUGGAUAGGAGAGGAGAGUAGUGACGUAGAGAGAAAACUUGCUCUCAAAUCAGCUCAGCUUUACCAGCAGCACAUCCAGGACCUCUCAGGGGAGGCUAGAAAACUCUCAAUCGUAAGAAGAGGAAAAGAAAACUUGAAGUUCAUAAAAUUGUUCCACGGGUGGGGUCCAUUCAGAGCCCGAACUAAAACCUCUAGUUAAACUGAAACGAGAAGAGUUACGAUAGUGACAAAAACUAGAGGACGAAAGUAAAAACUCCAAUGGCACUGAAAGAAAUGAUCAUUUUGAUAAGAUUAUGGGACACUGAAUUAUGGAUUGUGGAAGCGGAUAGAAUGUUAUGAAGAUCUACAGAUUAACAUAAUAUUACUUGCUCGGACUUCAUUUUAUUUUUGAUAAGACAUAACACGUUUCUAAACCCCACUUAAUUGAUAAAAUGAAUAAUCGAACCUUCAGCUAACAAUGCUGUAAACGAGCAUAUUUUAUUCUUAACAAUGUUAUUAGCAUGAUGACCGUAUUUGUUGUUUUAUGUUCUCAGGGUUUCAAAAGUUUAAGCUACCGAUUUACAUUUCGCGUUCACAUUUCUUUAAUACGAUUUAAUACGUUUGAAUAUUGAUGCAAUUGUAAAUAUAACUGACCUUACGUGAUUUGAUUAACGUAUUGUAUAAUCCGAAAUCUGAUCUCCCUUUUAGAGACACCAAACUACUCGAAACUCGCUAGAAAGAGUGCUGAGUGUCCAAUUCUGACUUCUGGGUUUAGAUGGGUAUAAAUUAUUACGCAUAUUACUCAUACUCACAGUUAUUACAUUUUGUCGUGGGAGUAUAGUAGAUAAUUUCUAUCUUUAUCUUUCUACUUACCCUUUAAGAAUUAGAUAAAGAAGUUUUGUAGCACUUUUAAAUCAAGUCGGAUACUUUACUAAUGUCAUCAUUAUUGUAAAUGAUUUUUAUCCCCUAAAUUUUGACAAAAAUUUUGAA
Bolinopsis microptera is the source of this 4875-nucleotide messenger RNA. RefSeq names its product protein flightless-1 homolog. Gene Ontology annotation, molecular function: actin filament binding; phosphatidylinositol-4,5-bisphosphate binding. Gene Ontology annotation, cellular component: cytoplasm; actin cytoskeleton; nucleus. Gene Ontology annotation, biological process: actin filament severing; actin polymerization or depolymerization; barbed-end actin filament capping. The coding region runs from base 182 to 4105 and encodes 1307 amino acids. NCBI's taxonomy places the organism in Eukaryota, Metazoa, Ctenophora, Tentaculata, Lobata, Bolinopsidae. The transcript has 33 exons. The record is from RefSeq and is a predicted model, not a curated record.